GAUAAUACAGAGGGCAUUAACUGCAAUAAAUGCAUAUUUGGUUUUCAUCGAAAGCGCGGAAAAUCAUGGAGCGAUAAAGAUGUUUGUUGGCCUUGUGAAUGCGAUCCAGUAAAGCACACAGGAGCCUGUGAUGAUGAAACAGGUCAUUGUGAAUGUUUACCGAAAUUUAUUGGUAUAAACUGUGAUCGUUGCGCUCCUGGUUACUAUUCACCGCCAGAAUGUAAACCAUGUGAUUGCUCCGUGGAUGGUACACUGGAUAGGACCUGCCUGGUACUCUACUCUUAA
Molecule: messenger RNA, 285 nt
Organism: Gongylonema pulchrum
Lineage: Eukaryota; Metazoa; Nematoda; Chromadorea; Rhabditida; Gongylonematidae
Source: the annotation of a GenBank genome assembly